AUGUUUAAUAUUGAAUUUGAUUAAGAUGUUGAAUUAAGAGCUGUCUAAAAUGAAGAUUUUGAAUAAUAAUAUCUUGAUAAUUGUUUAAGGGAAUCUAGAAAAGAGCCGAAUACAACUUACCCUCACAUAAGCAGAUCAAUUAGUUCAAAAAGUAUUGAAGCUGAAUAUCUUCAUAAAACCCCGGAUACACCAUUCGAUGAGGUUGUUACUUCUGCUUAAAGUUUUGAACUUCUUGGUCGCAAGAUUGUUUAACAAUAAGAUAGAAGAGGUAGUAUUCCUAGUGCAGGAACAAGUUUGAUGUGUAGUUUUUAUAUUAGAAGAUUCAUCGAAAAAAUCUCUUCAAGUCGAAAAAGAAUAUUAAAUAUGAAUGAAACUCAUUUUAAUUUAAUAGAAGAUAGAGCAGCUGAUAUGUAUAUUUUAUUUUAAUGUAGGUAAAAUUUAUUUAAUUACUAACAUCAAUGUAAAAAACAAGGAUCUUCCUCUGGAAGAAUGAGAGCCUUUUUAAGGAAAGAUACUGGUUUAAGGAAUCAAACUCUUAUAGAAUAAAUAAAAGCAAGAUUAAAAAUAAUGAAGAAAAACAUUUUAGACAUCAUUACUACUGUAGUCAAUAAAAUUCCUAUCAUUUAACCUGAAUCACGUUUUAAGAUGAUUUGGGACUUCUUUGCUUCUUUUUUUAGAAUUAUUUUAGUCUUGCUUAUCCCUUUAGAAAUAGCAUUCAAUCCUGGUAUAUUAUUUUUAAAUUAUAUUUAUUUGACUGCUCUAAUAAUUGUAAUAUUAUAAAUUGACUUUCUAAUAAGAAUUAACACAUUAUAAUAUAGAAAUGGAGCUGCAAUUUAAAAUAGGUGGGAUUUAUUAAUUCAUUAAUUAAAAUAAGAAUUUAUGACUGAUUUUUCAACUUCAUCUGUACUUAUAAUUUUUAUGAUUGAACCUGAACUCAAUAACAAUAUAAAUUUAUUUUUGCUUGUUGUAUUAGCAUAAUAUAGAUAUAUUUAUGAGACAUUUGCAAAGAGUGAUUAAAUUUCUUAUUUAACAAGACCAUUAAGAGGAGUUAUAAGUUUAAUUAAAUUGGUAUUAACAUUAUUGUUUAUACUCCAUCUUUUUAGUUGUAUAUGGUUUUGGUUUAGUUAAAUAAGUUUAGAUGAUUCUUGGAUAAAAUUUAAUGGUUUAGAUUUAAAAGCAUGGGAGUUGCAAUAUUUAGAAUCAUUAUAUUUUGCUGUAGUUACAAUGUUAACUAUUGGUUAUGGAGAUAAUGUUCCUAAAAAUUCAAUAGAAAAAAUGGUGACAAUAAUGUUUAUUUUAUGGGCAUGUAAGAUUUCUCAUUAAAUUUUAGGUUUAUGGCUUUCUUAUAGUGUAAAUUUUAUAGGUGGAAUCAUUGAUGAUAUUACUUAGAACUAGAUAGAAAGAAAUAGAAAAAUGAGAGUUAUUAAUAAAUAUAUGGAUCAAAGAAAAAUUCCAUUUAAUAUGAAACAUAAGUAAAUAUUAUAUUAAAUUGUUUUAGAAUAAAAGAGUACUUAACAUUUAGAUGGAAAGAAGAUGAUGAAGUUGAUUUAGAAAUUGAAUAAACUCUAUUAGAAUAAUUAUCAGAUGAACUCAAGGAAGAAUUAGAUAAGGAAGUUCACAAAAUCUUCAUUAAAAAAUCAGCUUUUCUUUAAAAUUUUGGCGAAGAUUUAAAGGAUGCCCUAUCAAAAUCUAUUAAAAGAAAAAUCAUUCCUCCAUAAAAUACAUUUUCAAUUGAUUUUGAUGGCUAAAUGCAUUUAUGUUUUGUAGAAUAAGGAAUUCUGCUUUAUUAACAUCCUGAUAGAAAACAGAGAUCAAAAAUGAAUUCAUAAAUUAAAUAAGAAUAAUUCUUUUGUGUUAGAGAAUUCAUUAUUUAAAGUCCUAAUAUUGAAUAUUUUAAAUCAAAUGGUUAUGUAAGUUUACUAAUACUUUCUAAAAAGGAAUUUUUAGAUACAAUAAAGAAUUAUCCUGAGGAUUAUCAAAAGUUUUGUGAAAUAAGAGAAUAAAUGAAUUUAAAUAUGUAUCCUCCUUAAAUAGAAAAUGGAGUAUUUUGUCCAGCUUGUCUUUAAUUUAAUCAUAAUUUAAAAAGCUGCCCAUAAAUUCAAUACACACCUGAUAAAGAAGUUAUUUUAAAAAGAUAUUUAUUAACAAAAGAAUAGAAACGGAAAUAUAAAUAGAGAAAUAAUUCUAAAAGAUUUUAAAGUGAGUAAACCAUAAAAAAUGCAAGAUCAGAAAAGGAUUUGAUUUAGUAAUUUGCAUAAGUAUUUUAAUCUGAAAAUAUUUAAUUAAUUUAAGAAUAAUAAAAGAUUCAAUUAAUUUAUGAAUAAGAAUCAAUGACUUCAAGUGCAGAUGUUAGUCCUUGUUUUAAAGUUUAAAAUGAUGGUAGAUUUUAAGCAGCUGUUUAAAAAUCAAAAAAAAUAAUAAAUGAUUAACAACCCUAAGGAAUUAAUACUUCUAAACUUGUAGAUGUUAGAGCAAAUCUUCAUUAAGCAUUGUAAAAUAGAAAAUAAUCAAUAUUUAAUUUAAAUAUCUCAUCAGGUAUAGGAAGAAGUCCAAAAGGCAUGAUUAUCUACUAAGAAGAUUAUAUAAAAGAAGGUAAUGAAAGUGAUGAGAAUAGCGAUAGUAAUGAUGAAAGUUAAAAAUCAGAAAAAAAAUACGAUAAAAAAUUAAUUACAAUAACAGAUUUUAAUGAUAAUAUGAUAGAAAACAUAACUAAUUUAUAUCAUUAGCUCUAAAGAGAAUUAGAACUUAAUGAAAAUGAUCAAACUAUUUAAAAGGCUUACUGUUAAAUUGAACCUCUUUAUUGGUAAUUUAAUCAACAAAGAUUGUACGAUUUUGAAGUCAUGGCUUCAUAUGAGAGUUUCUUUAAAAAUGGAAACUUUAAUGAAAUCAUUAAAAAUAAUAAUCAAAAUCAUUUCGAUUGGCAACUAUAAUUUCUUCAAAAAUUACAAAAAUAUAUGCUUUAUCCAUUUAUUUUUAUUUAAAAAUACUUAAAUAAGAAAAGAAAUCUUAUAAAUCUAUAAUAAAUUAAGCAUAAUCCAUUCAAAAGAUUAAAUAGUAGACUAAAAACUUUAAAAAAUAGUUUGAAACUAAAAAAAAAAACAGUAUUACUUAAACCAAUUUAAAAACUUGGGUAAGUCGUACCAGAAAUAUGA
Messenger RNA from Paramecium sonneborni, 3152 nucleotides. Lineage: Eukaryota; Ciliophora; Oligohymenophorea; Peniculida; Parameciidae. The record is from the annotation of a GenBank genome assembly.